Carcharodon carcharias (great white shark) is the source of this 2625-nucleotide messenger RNA. Its product is annotated as COUP transcription factor 2. The record is from RefSeq and is a predicted model, not a curated record. Lineage: Eukaryota; Metazoa; Chordata; Chondrichthyes; Lamniformes; Lamnidae. Gene Ontology annotation, biological process: anatomical structure development; cell differentiation; regulation of transcription by RNA polymerase II. The transcript has 3 exons. Gene Ontology annotation, molecular function: RNA polymerase II cis-regulatory region sequence-specific DNA binding; nuclear receptor activity; zinc ion binding. Bases 691 to 1935 code for a protein of 414 amino acids.
CGUGUCAGUUUCAAUAGUCGUGUCAAAGUUCACUAUAUACAGCCAUCCGCGCAGAUUUCCCCUUUCAGAAAAAUUACUCCGCAAGCCCGCUCGUUCAAAUCGGAUUCACUUCCAACCCCCUUUUGCAUAUUUGAUCAGUUUGAUUCUCUCUCUCUCCCCUUAUUUUUGCCUCCUCUUGCAUGAGAGAGGUUCUAUAGCUCCUUUUUUUCCACGACGUCGACUCCUUUUUUUUUGUAGUCUCUUUUUUUUUCUCUCUGCUGGCGAGUUGUUGACUCUCUUCGUGUGUGUGUGUCUGUGCAGUUCCUACCAGUACGGCGAAGAAUUUAUGAUCAGUUGAUGGUCGGGCAGUUCUACUCCGGAUCGUGCAUCUGCCUUCAAGAGUCGAUCCUUUUUUUUUGUUUUUAAUCUUUAACCUUUCAUCCCCCUUCGUCCUUUUUUAAUGGGUUUCCUGAAUGGCUGACUGCGUGCUUCCCUGGUCCUGGCCCCCCGACACUCGCCUCUUCUCUGCCGAUCGGGUUUGAACUGCUACUCUUUCUCUCUCUCUCUCUCUCUCUCCCUCUCUCUCCCUCCCUCUCUGUAUUUUUUUUUGUUGCUGUCAGCUAAUCGACUCUUCCUCCUUCAUUUUCCUGAUCUGCCGAUUCAAAGACAAGACAGGUUUUUUUUUUGUCUGAUAACACUCUGCCCCGAGAUAUGGCAAUGGUAGUUAGUACGUGGCGAGACCCGCAGGACGACGUGGCCGGAGCGCAAGGCACACAGCCACCCCCGCCUCAGCAAGGACCGCAACCGCCUUCUGGAGCACCCCUUACCCCGCAGACCCCAGGCCAGCCGGGAGCCCCGGGCACCCCGGCCCAGUCAAACCAGCAGAACCAGCAGCAAGGCGAAAAGCAGCAGCAGCAUAUCGAGUGUGUGGUGUGCGGGGACAAAUCGAGCGGCAAACACUACGGCCAGUUCACCUGCGAAGGUUGCAAGAGUUUCUUUAAGAGAAGUGUGCGCAGAAACUUGACGUACACAUGUCGUGCCAACAGGAACUGCCCCAUAGACCAACACCACCGCAAUCAGUGUCAGUACUGUCGCCUGAAAAAAUGCCUCAAAGUCGGCAUGAGACGGGAAGUCUGUUCUUUUCGCACUGCAGCAGUCCAAAGGGGAAGAAUGCCACCCACACAACCGACUCCUGGCCAGUUCGCCUUGACAAACGGAGACCCACUCAACUGCCAUUCCUAUUUAUCGGGAUAUAUCUCCCUGUUACUGCGGGCCGAGCCCUACCCGACCUCCCGCUACGGCAGCCAGUGCAUGCAACCGAACAAUAUCAUGGGCAUUGAGAACAUUUGUGAACUGGCCGCUCGGCUGCUCUUCAGCGCCGUGGAAUGGGCGAGGAAUAUCCCUUUCUUCCCGGAUCUUCAGAUCACAGACCAGGUAGCCCUGCUAAGGCUGACCUGGAGCGAGUUGUUUGUUCUGAACGCUGCCCAGUGCUCCAUGCCUCUCCAUGUGGCUCCUCUCUUGGCCGCCGCCGGGUUGCACGCGUCUCCUAUGUCUGCAGACAGGGUCGUUGCCUUCAUGGAUCACAUAAGGAUCUUCCAGGAGCAGGUCGAGAAACUCAAGGCUUUGCAUGUCGACUCGGCAGAGUACAGCUGCUUAAAGGCCAUCGUCCUCUUCACUUCAGAUGCUUGUGGCUUGUCUGAUGUGGCCCAUAUAGAAAGCUUACAGGAGAAAUCGCAAUGUGCUCUGGAGGAAUAUGUUCGCAGCCAAUAUCCGAACCAACCGACCCGCUUUGGGAAGCUUUUACUUCGCCUCCCUUCUCUUCGCACCGUCUCAUCUUCUGUCAUCGAGCAAUUAUUCUUCGUCCGUUUGGUAGGUAAAACCCCCAUAGAAACCCUGAUUCGUGAUAUGUUACUAUCCGGGAGCAGCUUCAACUGGCCUUAUAUGUCGAUUCAAUAAAUAGGAGGGCAAAAAAGGCAAGUGACAUUAUUUUGCAAAUUCCUUCUGUAAGGGAGGAAAUAAAAGGCUGUUACAAGUUUACCUAUGUGACACAAAAAAAUGAAGAGAGGGAAGAAAAAAAAGGACUGUGGAUUUCAAUGACUGUACAUGAACUUAAAAAAAACGCAUUCAAAAACUCUCCUGUGUCGUUCAGAACAACUUGCUACUUAUCAUUUUUGUAACAAAAGGAAAUUAGUCUUUUAUUUUGGUUUAUUUUGUAAACUUUUGAGAAAUAUCGAUAUAAAGAUAAGUGCAUUUAAACAAGAAUCUCAAAAUUAGGAGGAAAGAAAAUAACAUUUUCCAAAUUAUUAUAAAUUGUCCUGUGUCUAUGUAUCUAUAGCUGUUUUGUAUUUUUCCUGGUUUCAAACCAGUCUCCUCUGUGAUUCUCUACUAAUAAUUUUGAUAUAACCAUUGCUUCUUAUCAGAUACGGUGUAUCACGUAAAUAUGUUCUGCAAGAAUUAAAACUGAAUCCACUAAAACGUUAGACGAAAGGUUUUAUUGACAGAAUUGAAACUUAAUGCUGGAAACGCACUUAUAGUGUUAACUCAUAAGACGUUUAAUUUGGGGAAGAUGGACUGCAGACCUAUAUUAAAUGAUACACACUUGUAAUUUAAAAAUCCAUUGUUGAAAACUCGUUAAUAUUGACAUGU